Molecule: messenger RNA, 2580 nt
Organism: Penicillium antarcticum
Lineage: Eukaryota; Fungi; Ascomycota; Eurotiomycetes; Eurotiales; Aspergillaceae
Exons: 3
Coding region: 1-2580 (859 amino acids)
Biological process (GO): autophagosome organization; protein autophosphorylation; autophagy
Cellular component (GO): autophagosome; cytoplasm
Molecular function (GO): protein serine/threonine kinase activity; ATP binding; protein binding
Source: RefSeq, a predicted model, not a curated record
AUGGAUUCUCGCCAUUCAGAUCUCGUGCUCGAUGCCCAGAUUCAAGUUGAAUUCAGCGCCGAUCUCACGCAUCGAUUCACAAUUCAGUCCAAGUUCUCGUCCGGACGGCACUUCAGACGCAGACAGCGAAAAGACACAUGGCAGGUGGAAAAGCUCCUUGGGAGUGGAUCGUCUGGCACGGUUUCUCUGCACAAAUGCUUGACGAGCGAGGGCCAAGCGGAACUACAGGCCGUGAGAAUGAUCAAUAAAGCACUUCUUUCUAAGGGCAUCGACUAUUAUAAAGAGUUGGAAGCUAUUGCGAAAUUCUCUCAGAAAAAGUACGACGGGUCGUUUGUCAAAUUCCUUGGGUGGUAUGAGAGCAAUGACUUUGUUUUCAUCGUUAUGGAGUAUAUGAAACAUGGAGACCUAGAUUCGCAUCUUAAAAAACCAUUGCCCGAAAAUGAAGCUCGUGAAAUCACUUUGCAGCUAGCAGAAGGCCUCGAAUUUCUUCACGAUAAUAGGGUCGCUCAUCGAAACCUCAAACCUGCGAAUAUCUUCGUCUUUCGCAAAAGUCCCGAUUGGUGGGUCAAACUCGGCGAUUUUGGAUUCAGCAAAUGCGUCAAUGAGAAUGAAGGCCUUCAAACAUGGGUUGGAACUCCUCUGUUCAUCGCACCAGAAAUGCAGAUGCUUUAUCCACCUGGGAAAAAUGGCCACAGCGACAUGUCUCAUUAUACAGAGAAAGUCGACAUAUGGGCGCUGGGUGUUACGACGUAUUACAUGGUUUUCCACGACUAUCCAUUCACCCCUAGAAAACGAGUUCAUCUGUCACAAUAUGUUCACGGCGCGGCUCUUCCGCUUCCAAAAGGUUCAUUAUCGCCGGUCAGCCAGGAGUGUUAUAACUUUAUCAAGGCCACAAUAGAACCGGACGCUACGAAACGACUAUCGGCAAAAGCGGCCACGGAGGACGAGUGGCUUAAGGGACUUUAUGUCCCAGUAGCUGGAUUAAAACGCUUGGGUUUGUCUGAGACCAACUUGACAAAUGUUGCUUCACGGAAAGAAGUUCAAACGGCACCAAAAUCAUUCCAUGCUACACCAGAACAAACCAUCAAAAUCUUCCAGGCCAGCAGUGAAUCCAAUCCUAAGGAAUCUGUACCAGAUAAUGCAGCGUCACACGUUUACGAAGCUCUCAUCGCGACUGAUACUUCUGCAGAACAUGCAGAUACAUCAAAUAACGAGCAAUCUCAAGUUGGAUAUCCAAACAUCGCCCGGCCAAAACAUGGGCGCUCAAAAUUUGCCAAAGAUUUACGGCUAGGCAGGCUAGGUAUACUUCAAGAUUAUCAUACGAGGGGUGUCCAACUGUUCCGCCAGAACAAGCACGCGGAGGCUGAGAUUCUGCUCCGAAAAGCGGCAAUGAAACGCAAUCAGGAACUUGGAUUGGCGAAUCAUGACACUCGUAACUCAUUUCAUUGUCUUGGAGUUUUAUACUACCAUAUGUCCACCUAUCGAGUAGCCAGAUGGCUAUUUCAGCAGGUACUAGAAGUUCAGAAGAAAAAAUUUGGACUGGUCCAUCCAUGCACGCUUAAGACAGAAUAUUGGAUUGGCCUGACGAUGCUGCGAGACGGAAUGAACAGGGAAGGAAGGCUUACCGUGAAGAGAGUAGCAAACAUUCAGAAACGUGUCCUUGGACCGAAUCACCCAGACACUCUUCUUUCACUUUCUGAACUUGAUCUGAGACAGCCUCCUGAAUUUUUGGGACCCUCGAAAACAGAUUCAUUGCCGCAGAUGUCUCUAAGCGCACGGUCAUCAGAGAUGGAUCUAAUCACAAAGUCUAUGCGGAAGUAUAUCCAGGAUCUCAAAGCAGAACUCUGGCCAGAACAUCACAACACUGAUUCCAAACAAUGCAAUCGCAGGAUAACUGUGAGAUUACCACCAACCGCUUCGCAACCUAUCGCGAAGCCCCAGUCAGAGGAGUCACUUUCUUCCAAAAUCAAGACCCAUUAUCGCACAAUGGCUGAACUGGGCCAAUGGCUCCAUGGAAAGGGAUAUUACAAGGCUGCCCAAAAUAGCCUGGAGAUGGCCGUGAGUGGGUUAAAUCAAUGUCUUGGACCAACACAUGCCGAGUUCCUGGACGCGCUUUACUGGCUUGGCUUGAACCAAUUUGAGUUGGGCCAAUAUGAAAACGCAGAGAAUAUAUUCAGAGAGGUAUCAGUUGGUCGGGACACGAGCGUUGGCUGGAAAAGCAGGCGUAUAUUUUAUUUUGACUUUGCCCUUGCUCUAGGACGAGCACUAGCAAAGCAAGGAAAGUAUGCAAUGGCCGAGUCCAUGUUUCGUCUCAAUAAACAAGAUACUAUAUUCCUCUUCGAGCUUGGACUCGUCUUAUGCAAGCAGGGGAAAUCUGUCGAGGCGGACACAUGUCUUUCGCAAGCAUUUCGUCAACAAAGAACAUACAGCUUUUCAAUGACUGAUUAUUGGAUUCAGCGGGUUCGUCAUGAUUGGAGCACCUACGAACUGCCUUGGACCUGCUGCCUGAGACUACCAGGGCAAAAGUCAAUGCUAAUGAAGAUGAACAAGCACUCAGACGUGUGGCCAAGAAGUUUUUGA